Molecule: messenger RNA, 2157 nt
Organism: Sclerotinia sclerotiorum 1980 UF-70
Lineage: Eukaryota; Fungi; Ascomycota; Leotiomycetes; Helotiales; Sclerotiniaceae
Exons: 3
Coding region: 1-2157 (718 amino acids)
Biological process (GO): protein phosphorylation
Molecular function (GO): protein serine/threonine kinase activity; ATP binding
Source: RefSeq, a predicted model, not a curated record
AUGCCUUCACUUCAUGACCUUUGGUCACAAAUCAAUAUUACCUUGGCUAAUUUCACAUACAAUAGAGAUGAUGAAGGUGAUCACAUCGAUUCCGAUACACCCCGCUCCGGUGUCGCGACCCCACAACCAGAUCCGUCAGACAAGCGAACUCCUGGUAUAUUGCAUAGCUUUUAUGGACAGAGCACACCAUCAACGCCCACUCGAGCUUUGUCAAAUCAAACUUCAAAGUCAGACCAAAGUGUUGCGAGCACAAAUUCUGACCAUACUGCACAAACCAGUAACGGACAAAAUGACAAAUCAAGUACGAGCGAACGACCGGCUGUGACUUCUAGAGCAGAUAGUAGCAUCGGAGGAGCAGUGGGACCACCAAAGGGCAAACUUACUGUGAAGAUCAAUGAAGCUAGAGGAUUGAGGAAGAGCUUGGAUCCCUACGUGGUAGCCGUUUUUCAACGAAACGAGUUGGUAUCCAAAGGUCCGCAAUCAGAAGAGGAUGACGAAGAUGAUGGCAAUUCACAUAGCCCUGGUGGAAUCCCAAUUGGCGGUAUUCCGAUCACGCGAACCGGAAGUGAUUCUGGUCGCCCUAUGGCCAUUCCUAUGAAAAGUCGACAAAGCAGCAACACCAGCUUGUCGGAAUAUAGAGAUUUCAAGAACAAAGGUCGAAAAAUGUUCACUCACCCGAAGUGGGAUGCUGAAGCUGUCUUUGAUGUUGUUGGCUCUGAUACAAGAGUCAAUAUCACCAUUUACGACCGAGCUCAACAAGCAGAGGAAUUCUUGGGUCAUGUUGAUCUUCAAGCCAAUCUUGUUGAAAAUGCUGAUUCUCCUGUUUCCGGCUGGUUUCAACUACAUGGAAAGGACGAUACUCUCAAUGCAGGAAGCGUAGGUGAAAUCCAUGUCGAAAUUUCAUUUCAACGAACAGAGAAGAGACACUAUGGACCAGACGACUUCCAGAUUUUAAAGCUUAUUGGAAAAGGGACUUUUGGGCAAGUUUAUCAAGUGAGAAAGAAGGACACGAAGCGAAUUUAUGCUAUGAAAGUUCUUCAGAAGAAGGUUAUUGUUCAAAAGAAGGAGGUUGCGCACACGGUUGGUGAGAGAAAUAUUCUGGUCCGAACAGCUACAGCCGAUUCUCCAUUUAUCGUUGGUCUCAAAUUCUCCUUCCAAACGCCAACAGAUCUAUACCUUGUUACGGAUUAUAUGUCUGGAGGUGAAUUGUUCUGGCAUUUACAGAAAGAGGGAAGAUUCGAUGAGCAGCGGGCCAAAUUUUACAUUGCGGAACUCAUCUUAGCACUUCAACAUCUUCACAAGCAUGAUAUCGUCUACCGAGAUUUGAAACCGGAGAAUAUCCUAUUGGAUGCCAAUGGCCACAUUGCCUUGUGCGACUUUGGAUUAUCAAAAGCAAAUUUAACCAAGAAUGCCACAACUAAUACCUUCUGUGGUACUACUGAAUACCUCGCACCUGAAGUUCUCUUGGAUGAAGCUGGGUAUACAAAGAUGGUUGAUUUCUGGUCUUUAGGAGUCUUGGUUUUCGAAAUGUGUUGUGGUUGGAGUCCAUUUUACGCAGAGGAUACACAACAAAUGUACAAAAACAUUGCUUUUGGUAAAGUUCGAUUUCCCAGAGACACUUUGACUACCGAAGGACGAAACUUUGUCAAAGGACUACUCAACCGAAACCCCAAGCAUCGUCUUGGAGCUACAGAUGAUGCUGAAGAAUUGAAGAGACAUCCCUUCUUCUCUGAUAUUGAUUGGGAUGCUCUUACCAAGAAAUUGAUCACUCCUCCAUUCAAGCCAAAGUUGAAGUCAGAGACGGAUACAUCCAACUUCGAUCCAGAAUUCACCAAUGCCUUAAAUGGUGCGUCAUCACUCAAUGCACGUGCAGCUGCCCUUGCUGCAGGUAUGGCAACUUCAACACCAUUAUCUCCAGGAAUGCAAGCAAACUUUAAGGGGUUCACAUUCGUUGAUGAAAGCUCCAUUGAAGAGAAUAUGAGAGAUAGAGUCAAAGAUGAAUACGAUGAUCGAAUGGAUCAAGACGAUAGAACAGAACAUGAUUGGGAGGAUCCAUUUGAUAUUCCCGAUAAACAACGUUCCGAUCGAAUGAGUGGAGUAGUGAGGAAUCAUACCAAUGAAGAUGAACGAAUGUUCAAUGGUGAUGAUUUUCAUUAA